AUGUCUUUGUUUCUCAGCCGGCUCUCCCUUGGGAAAGCUUCGCUGGUGAGAAGAUCCUCUAUUCUUCUUCUCUCUAAUGGCUUCUCAUCAACUUCCUCGAUGCUAAAGCAAACCCCUCCGUGUACCAUCAUCGGGGCUGUACCUUAUGGAGUGGGUGUUUCACAAGGCGGUAAACUCGUCAUUUCCAAUGCUAACGGUGGUGGUGACUCCACUCAUUUGGAAAAGAGAGUGGAUUACGAGUUGUUAUCCAGUGCCAGAUCCACCUUCUCAUCGGUAGUGAUUGGUUUAUCUCACGGCUGGGUAGCUACUUUGAAGGACGAUGGCGUAUUUCGUCUCCAAGACGACCUAAACCCAUAUGCAUCCUAUACACACCCGAAACGCAUCCCUCUGCCUCCUUUAUUCCCUCUGCCUCGCUGCCAAGCGCAAUUCGUCACCAACGUGGCCAUGUCCUCAUCUUCUCCAGAGGAUCGAGACUGUGUCGUGGCUGUCAAGUUCUUGGGACCUCAGCUCAGCUUUUGCAGACCAGCUCGGAAAACCCCCAAGUGGGUCAACGUGAGAAUCAAAAGCCAUUGCUUCUACUCCUCCCGAGUCAUGUUCUCCAAGAAAGACAACGUGUUUCGCAUUCCCUGUUCCGGAGGCCACCUCAUCGAGUCAUGGGAUCUAGACCCCGACAGUCCCAGUCCCAGCCUUGAGAAGCUGCGGUUUCGAAACGUUCCCAAGGUGACCAAGGCCAGACGCGAGCUUCUUGAUUCUUGCAGCGCGAGCCAGCUCUUGGUGGAGUCGGAACCCACAGGGGAAACCUUCUUGGUUAAGCGGUACAGGAAGACCGAACGUGUCAAGGAUGGUAUGGCGAAAAUGCGGACGAGAGCUCUGAUGGUGUUCAGGCUUGACGGAGAAGGCAACGCUGUGUACACUCAAGACAUUGGGGAUCUCGUCAUGUUCAUCUCGAAGUCCGAGCCUUUCUGUGUCCUUGCUAGCUCCUUUCCAGGACUGGCGUCCAACUAUGUCCAUAUCUUGGAUUCCGACGAAGUGGGAUUUGUCCAUCUCCCUGAUUCCUUUCUCUAUACUGUUAUUGCAACUUUCGGGGGUCCUUUCUUCAUUUCACCUCAAGACAUACUAGAUUGA
This is a messenger RNA of Microthlaspi erraticum, 1125 nucleotides long. The record is from the annotation of a GenBank genome assembly. Lineage: Eukaryota; Viridiplantae; Streptophyta; Magnoliopsida; Brassicales; Brassicaceae.